Lindgomyces ingoldianus is the source of this 393-nucleotide messenger RNA. RefSeq lists its product as uncharacterized. The transcript has a single exon. Lineage: Eukaryota; Fungi; Ascomycota; Dothideomycetes; Pleosporales; Lindgomycetaceae. The record is from RefSeq and is a predicted model, not a curated record. Gene Ontology annotation, molecular function: protein binding. The annotation marks the transcript as partial.
AUGGAUGAGGUAGGAGUUGCAUUACACCAGCAAGGCCAUUACAUGGAAGCGGAAGCGAUGCACAGGCAGACGCUGGCGACUAGUGAGAAGGUGCUUGGUGUUGAGCAUCCUUCCACGCUGUGGACCAUGAACAACUUGGCGCUAGUGCUGGACAGCCAAGGCAAGUACGAGGAGGCCGAAUCGAUGCACAGGCAGACGCUGGCGACUAGUGAGAAGGUGCUUGGUGUUGAGCAUCCUUCCACGCUGGGGACCAUGAACAACUUGGCUGUAGUGCUGGACAGCCAAGGCAAGUACGAGGAGGCCGAAUCGAUGCACAGGCAGACGCUGGCGAGGCAUGAGAAGGUGCUUGGUGUUGAGCAUCCUUCCACGCUGACGACCGUGUACUGCCUCGCU